This is a messenger RNA of Tetrahymena thermophila SB210, 648 nucleotides long. RefSeq lists its product as hypothetical. The transcript is spliced from 3 exons. NCBI's taxonomy places the organism in Eukaryota, Ciliophora, Oligohymenophorea, Hymenostomatida, Tetrahymenidae. The record is from RefSeq and is a predicted model, not a curated record.
AUGAGAUAAUACCCAUAAUUGUAACAAAAACCUCUCAAACACAAGCCUUUACCUCACAAAACCCAGAAACCUUAAAGCAAAGAAAACAUAGAUAAUAAAUUUAAAAGAAUGUAAAUUUCUAACCAUGAGAAAGAAGAUAUCCUCAACUUUGAUAUUUUUACUCUAUUUCUCAGAGGUUUCUCUCAAAUAAGUUUCUUUUCUGAUAAUAAAGAUAUUUGGAAACAAAUAGAAAACAACUUUUAGAAUUUUGUUGAAUAGUAUAGCAAAAAAGAAUCAGUUAAUUGCUUAACCAAAACCAAUAAAAAGUGGAAAAACUAGUCUGAAAACGAAUAAAUCAAGCUUAACUGCUUAUUAGAGUUGUGUGAAUAUAAGAGCUAAUUUUAGGUAACUCAGGAAAUAGCUCCUCUGGAGAGAAAGAUUUCUAAAGAUCGUAAAACAUUUAAUGUAUCACAGGUUUGUUUCCUUAGCCAAAUGUAAGAGUAUUUUGCUUCAGAAGAAUAGUUUUCAAAAUGCAACACUUUUAUGUUUAAAUGCAUAGAAAAUUCAAGUCAGUUAGAAUUCUCAGCUUACUUUGCUACUUUUUACAUGUACAUACUAAAUGAUCCUUACUACUUACUAAUGAGGACUCUUACAAAUAAAAUAUAUUGA